GAUGAAGAUAAUCAAAAAUUGUUUUCGAAAGAGCGAAUUUUUGGAUCUUUGUCUGCUUGUUUCGGGAUUUGACAUCUUAUCUGAAAUGAAUCUAUGAUUCAGGAACAGAUACCGCCUGUUUCUUUCGGCCACGUAGAGCCUCCCUGUCUCAGAUCAUCGAAAUGAUUGGCUUCCACUCUACCAACAGACACAACUGCCGCAAAAGACUCAAAUUUGCAUACCUAAUAAAAGCAAUGUCGAUCGUCUCGUAGAUCUCAACAAAACUUGCUUUUUUGAUGAUGUAGGUAUAUAUUCUCUUGACGAUAAAAGAUGAUGUCUCUUCAGGCUUGCGAAAAUGACCGAACUUAGCACUCGCGCAAGAAAGAUUCGAUUGAAGAUGAAGAAACUCGUUCAAAAAGCCAAAGACCACAUACGCUCUGGCUCCUCCUCUUCUCAGACUUCCCCCUUGGAUUCUUCUCGCCCCGUUCAUAAUAUUCAUCAAUCUCGUCCUUCCACCAUCUCUCAGCCCACUCUCCGUGAAAUUCUACGCUACCGUUACCACUUUGGUGUCAAUCUUGGUUCCAUUUUUGUUCUCGAACCUUGGCUCUUCCCUAAAUUUGUAGGAGGAGCAUCUUCGGAGCUCGAUGCUGUAACUUCCUCUGUUAAAAAUAAUGGCGUGGAAGCUACCCGUCAAAAAUGGGAGGGACAUUGGAAAAAUGCGGUUACCGAUCAAGCUUUCGGAUGGUUGGCCAAAUCGGCAAAAGGAACUAGUAUCCGAUUACCAGUCGGGUAUUUUACACUCGGGCCAGAAUUCUGUGUCGGUACACCUUUUGAGAGUGCCAAAGACGUCUAUCAAAAUUCCUGGACGAUAGUCAAAGAAUUCAUCACUCGGGCUCGCGCACUUGGAGUGGGAGUCCUGGUGGACCUCCACGCUCUACCUGGAGGUGCAAACACAGACAUGCAUUCGGGAUCUAGUACCGGGAAAGCAGAACUUUGGAGUUCCAAGAAAAAUCUCGAGCUCGCGAAAAAGGCGCUUUUGUUCAUUGCAAAAGAAUGUAAGGGAUUGGAUGGGGUAAUCGGUAUUCAGCUCUGUAACGAAGCAUGCUGGGAUGCCGGGAAAAAAGGGAUGUAUGAUUUCUACACCUCUGUCAUUCAAUCUAUCUCCGAAGUCGACUCUGAAGUGCCCAUCUAUAUAAGCGAUGCAUGGGAUCUCUCUUCCGCCUUGAAGUGGACCAAAGAACGAGACUGGAGAUCUGGAAAGGUUCCCAGCAACCCUGUCGUCAUCGACACACACAAAUACUAUACGUUUGCAGAGAAGCAUCGCUCACAAAGCGCCCAAGAGCUGGUCCGUCAAAUCCCCAAUGAGCUAGGUGAACUCCCCAAUUGUAGCCCGAGUGCUACACAUAUCUCGUCUGGUGGAGAAACGCAAAUUGUGAUUGGCGAAUACAGCUGCGUUCUUGACGAGAAAAGCUGGGCAAAAUCUCCACCUAGUAUGAAAGAAGAAUUGACUCGAGACUUCGGACGACAUCAAUGCAACAAAUGGACUGAGGGGUGUAGUGCGGGAAGUUAUUUCUGGACAUGGAAAAUGGAGUGGAUGGAUGGAGGUGGAUGGGGGUUUGUGGAACAGGUUAAGAAGGGGAAUAUCGUUGCUCCAGCUUAUAUGGGCUGGUCCGCUAAAGAGAUUAGGGAGAAAUCGAGAAAGGCAUCGGAGCAGAAGAAUGAACUUAUGCAGAAGAUGGUGAAGGACCAUAUAGAUUACUGGACGCAUGAAGAUCCUGGAAAAGAGUUCCGACAUGACUUGUAUGAAAAGGGGUGGGACAUUGGAUGGGAGGACGCAAAGGCAUUUUUUGGUUCGAGGGGAGAACAAGGCGGUGCAGAUAAACUCGGAUCUCUGGAAAUUUGGAUCAAAAAGCGGAUGAUAGAGUCUGGAGAGCGAGGAGAGUUCUUAUGGGAAUGGGAACAAGGAUUUAGAUGGGGUGUCAAGGAGUUUGAGAAUUGUGUUGAGAUAGCUUGAGCUUCAAGCGGGAAGCAGAAAUAUUGCCAAGCUGAAGCUUAUAGGGAAUCAGGACAUAUACUGUGUGUCAUCAUAAUAAUUUUUUAGACCACUGGUACAUUAUUUUUGCUCGAACUCCGUUUAGCUUCAUCUCUCCAAUCACCAAAUUAUGCUCCCAAUUUUCUUGACAGGAGUCCCGACUUGGCCAUGAUAUCUUAGACCACGAUUUGAGCCGGCUAUUGAUCAUAUUAUUCUAUACUUCUCGGCUUCCAGGAUCAUAAUGACUUCGCACGACGACUUCGCACUCCAACGUUUGCAUCCAUGUUUUCCAAAAACGUACCUUCAAUUGUCAUUCCUUUGGGUGGCUGUCUAAUUUCUGACGCCCAACCAAUAUCAUACUCGAAGAUCAGCCGACCAAAAACGAGCUUUACAAGAUGAACUGCGAAGGAACUUCCUGGGCGUGAUUGUUUUCCAUAUCCUCGCCUAUAAACCAAGAGUCAGAUAAUAAUUCAUACAUGCAUCGGAUUUUGAAGGAAGUGACAAACUUACGAAAAAAGGUUUUAAUUUACUGCAGAUGCAUGAACUUUUUUCUCUUUUCCUUGUUGAGAACUCCAGCCCGGUAAAUCUAAAGGCAUUGAAGAUAGACGCAUUUUUAUAGUCAUCGAGAUCCAUGUUAGUGAAGACGGUUGGAAAUACUGUCCGACUAACAUGGCUUUAAGGUAAAGCCACCCGGAAACGUAAGUGUUUCCAUUGCCGUGCAAUGCUCCGAAAAACAGGCUGCAGGAUUGUUUCUGAGACUUUCCCCAAAUGAAACUGUCCAAAUUUUCAAGAGGAUUAAGCAUCUUCUUGUCGCGCCAUCCUUCAUUUUGCCAAAGAGACAGGCCAAUCUCAUUCCAUAGAGGUUCUAGAAAUUCA
Molecule: messenger RNA, 2887 nt
Organism: Botrytis cinerea B05.10
Lineage: Eukaryota; Fungi; Ascomycota; Leotiomycetes; Helotiales; Sclerotiniaceae
Exons: 1
Coding region: 335-1993 (552 amino acids)
Biological process (GO): glucan catabolic process
Cellular component (GO): extracellular region; cell surface
Molecular function (GO): glucan endo-1,6-beta-glucosidase activity
Source: RefSeq, a predicted model, not a curated record